AUGUGGAGAAUUAAGUGUAAUGUUACCACCAGCUCUAGAAAUGGCAAUUUCAUGCAUAAGCAACGCAAAGCAAUGACGAUGGUGUUACAUGUGUUGAUUCUCCAGUCAUUUUCUAUCAGCUUUGGGAUCAUGGGAAGCCAUAUGAGCAAGAAGCCUGGGGAAACUUCGAGUUCGAUCAACAAUCUGCAAUGCGCAACUGAUCUGAAUUCUUAUGAAGCCGCGUGCAGGGUCGACAAAGAUUUACAGUCCUUUGAUAAUACUCUCCAAGCGCGAACCAACAACGUUAUCAAUGCUCUUGCUGUCGGGGUUGAGGUUAGAGCCCUGUCGUUUGAUUCCUUGAAGGAAAUCACAGAAUGUCUGUUGGAGAUGAAUCAGGAGGUUGUUAAAGUUAUCUUGGAUUGUAAGGAAGACAUAUGGACGAAUCACGAAUUAUUCGAGCUAGUUGAGGAGUACUUUGAGAAUAGCCUCAAGAUUCUAGACUUCUGUACUGCAUUGGAGAAGUGCUUAAAGCGCGCUCGUGAUAGUCAAUUGCUUAUUCUUGUGGCACUUCAACAAUUUGAAGAAGAAGACAAGGUGGAAGGGAAUAAUAAGUACACUAAGACAUUGGAGGAGCUGAAGAUUUUCAAGAAUGCUGGUGACCCUUUCACCGAAGAAUUCUUCCAAAUUUUUCAAUCUGUUUACAGGCAGCAAAUUCACAUGUUAGAAAAGUUGCAAAUGCAUAAGGGCAAGCUUGAUAGGAAGCUUAAAUCUAUCCAUGCUUGGAGAAAGGUCUCAACCGUUAUAUUUGCAGCUACAUUCGCGGCUGUUCUAAUUUGCUCAGUGGUGGCUGCAGCCGUGGCUGCACCACCUGUGGCUGCUGCUCUUGCCGCUGCAACUUCCAUUCCAUUAGGAUCAAUGGGAAAGUGGAUUGAUUCCCUUAUGAAGAACUAUGAAGAUGCGGUCAAAGCACAGAAAGACAUCCUUACCUCUAUUAAUGUGGGCACUUACAUAACUAUUAAGGAUUUGGACAGCAUCAGGGUUCUAAUUGAUCGUUUGGAAAUCGAGAUUGAAUCUCUCUUGAAAAAUGUCGACUUCGCAAUCAAUGAAGAAGCUGUACAAUUUGCUGUGGAAGAGAUCAAGAAAAAACUAGAUUUGUUCAUGAAGAAUAUCGAGGAUUUAGGGGUUCAAGCUGAUGUUUUUAGUCGGGAUAUUCGCAGGGCUCGGACUGUCAUUCUGCAAAGGAUAAUAAAACAUCCCAACCAUUGA
Molecule: messenger RNA, 1245 nt
Organism: Fraxinus pennsylvanica
Lineage: Eukaryota; Viridiplantae; Streptophyta; Magnoliopsida; Lamiales; Oleaceae
Source: the annotation of a GenBank genome assembly